AGAGGGCAGGCGUGGUUCGGUGUGUACUGGACUAAAAUAAGACCAGGAAAUUAAGGCUUAGUGAGGGCGAGAUUCAUUCCUCCUGUUGUGACGGUGGAGAGAAGCAGAUGUAUUGGUGACGGUGUGACUGGAAUAUUAGUGGAAAUAGAGCUUGUGAGAUAUCAGCUGAGGUGUAGAUUUGACCGUCCACGGUGUACCGCGAGUGAGCGAGGCGUUGUUCAGCUGAGCGGGUGGACAGAGACGGACUGCUGGGCGGAGGGAAAGAGGCACAACUGCCGGGUUACGGAACCGUGGGGCUGUCUAGCAGAUCUCCCUGGUCCCACUCAUCCCUUGACGGCGCGCGAGGAGAGAACGGUAAAGGCCGUGUGCUAACACACUUCUCCCCAGACUAUAGCCAAUUUGCAAUGCCUUGUUGAGAUUUGCCUAGUGCUGGUCGGUGAUAAUUCUAUUACCCUUUACUAGUCAAGACGGAUCUCAGAAGAGACCGACUUUAGCGAACAAAGGGUAUAUAUUUACCACGCGAAUUGUCUCUAUGCAGCUUGUGUGGGUUUCACUAGGUCUCGAGAAUUGCCUCGGCGGUGUAUGUGUGUUCUAGCCAAACCUGUGUGAAAUUCCCCCCGGGAUUUACCAGUCUGCGACGUGAGAGGAUACCUAUACCUAGCACCAAGCAUGGCGUUCAGAAUUCGUGUCUUCCUUCUUAUCGUGCUCGGUCUGACAUUAGCAGCUGAGAUUCAUAUGGCGCGUGCAUCGGAUCCGCGAUGUGUUCAGGAUCUAGAAAUAUGUCCACCUGGUCACUACAUGAAGGACUGCGUGGACGCUGCGGGGGAGAAUGGGCAGCUUUGCCAACAGUGCCCCGAGGGAACGUUCCAACCAGAUGAGAACAGAUACCCAGACAAAUGCCGCCUGACUCGCCUCUGUGAGCAGCCGUACAUGGAGUACAAGGACUUUGGAAACACGAUCAAGGACGCUGAAUGUAGCUGUGUGAAGACCCAUCACUUUGAAGGAGAUGACCAGCGUGCAUGCGUGCCCAACCAAAUAUGUGAUAAGGGUUUCGGACAGGGAACUUAUGGACAGUGUGAUCGGUGUAUUGACAAAAACAUGUACUCUGAUAGGAAAGACAACAGCCAACGAUGUAUGCCAUUAACAGAUUGCGAAAAGGAAAGUAGGUGCACCGUCCGGAAGAGCAAUGGUACAUUUGAUACAGAAUGUGGACCUUUCGUGGAAGACGUGAAGACUUGUGACAGCUUAUUAGGGCGAGACCAGGACUUGCUGAAAAUCAUCCUGCCAGUGAUCGUCGUGUGCGUCCUCCUCAUCCUUUUGUUCGUGUUCUGUAUUCUGAGAUAUCGGCGCCGGAAGCGAGCCCUCCGACAUCUCGUGGACGCGGAGAUUCCACGAGAAACGAUAGACACCGCCAUUAGCAAAAUCGUAGAAUUCUCAAAGAAAGAUGACGUCUUUUGUCGCAAAGCUUCUCAGUUAUGUGACAGGAGAGUAGAGAUGACAAUAGGCAGACAAAACUGGGCGCUGGCCCAGGAUUUAUUCAGACAUCACCCCAAAACAGGCAAAUAUGAGGUCAUCGUUCAAACAUACAAAGAUGUGCCACAUCCAGAGGAGGUCAAAGGUUACCUCAAAGAAUGGCACGACUGGAAAGAUAACUGUCCGGAGGCUAUUGCUGCUCUGCUGCGAUCUUUAAGGAAUAUAUCCAGAGAAGAUAUCGUACUGGACAUUUGCAGAAGAGUGAAUACAGACGCAGGUGACAUCGGUGUUGACAUUCCGUCUCGCUAUCAUAAUGGGGGCGAUAAGAAGGCAUUCCAUUUCACGUCACUGUUGCCUUGCACGAAAAGGAGGGCGAACAAUUCUCAGAUAUCCAUGAAUGGGAAAAACAAUGAAAAUCUUAGAACUGUGAAACCUUUGUUGGAUGAAGGCAGGGCUAACAACGACGAUGACGAUAACAGUGAAGGCAAUUCCAGCGGCCCAUUACAACCGAGCGCGCCGAUUAUGGCUGGAAGCUCGCCAUUGGACAGACAGGAAUCAGUUCCGAUACAAGCGAGCUCAUGAUUAGUUGUUUCAUUCCCAUAUUUCUCGCAUACAUAAUGACAGGAGUGUCUGAGUAGUUUCAGUAACAUAAUGGAUGACGGGCUAAUAAGUGUGGAUUUUUAACCUGAACAUUCUCGUUUGUGGAUUACCCCGCCUGUGGAGAGAGCUUGAGAACAAGAUGCGGUUGUCUUUCAUGGGCGUCAUUGAUAUAGUGGAUACGCCAUUUUACUUUUGGGCUUGUUUUAGCAGCCCUCAUUGUCGUGAUAAGCAAGAGUGUGUUACAGUGCAACCCUUCUUCAUAUCCCAAACUGGUCAACUGUGAUUGUAAGCCUUAUCGUAUAAUGGAGAGUGCAGAAGCCAUUUUGUUUCCAGUGCGCCAUUGAGAAGUCUUCCAGAAUGGUGUGUUGACGAGAACUGCGGGCUUCUGAUUGGUACCACAGUUCAUACGUAAGACCAUCAUACAAAUUUAAGCUCUCUGAAGUUUGUUUUUUUUACGAUAGAUGCUUUUGAAGAUGUCUGAUAUCGGAGGCGCCAGUGUAACUCACAGGAUUUGUCAUGAUGUAGGUGUAUGGCUCAGCUUCUUGUCAAAUGAAGUGAAAGGCCAAUUUAACUUUCAAAUUCUGUGAAGGGUUGAAGGCAAACAUUAAUUAGAACGUCAUUUUUUUGGAAGUAAGCUUUAGAUGGGAUUCCCGACACCAUGUGGCUUACGAAUUGUAUUGACAACGUGGUGGAAGACUCAGAAACAUCGUGAAAUGCUAUCGUGUAAUGUUCCUGCUGUAAAAAAAGUGUGUGAUGUACGAUUAUGUUCUUACCAAAGUGUCUCUGAACUUUGUAUUCAGUUGUGACCCAUUUUACUGAUUACAGAGUUUAUUUUAAUUGUACAAAUAUAAAUAUUAUGUCAGCAAGUUUCUACACACGGAUGAUAGUAUUGAUGGGGUGGUAAUAAGUGGAUAUCCACAUAUAUGUGGGGGAAAGUAUGAAAUAUCUCUCAUACAUAUUUUAGAACUUUGAUUCGCUGUCAUUUAUUAUCCCGGCCAUUCCUAGCAGCCGGUGAGAUUGCGUGUACAAUGAGCCUUGCCUUUCAGAACAGGAUCUGCGGAAAGCAGGUUCAGGUUCUAUUUUAAUUUGAUUUUAACUCUGAUAAGUUAUGCAGGUUGACUUUAACUUCAUUUUGCUUCGGUGCAAGUAACAGGAAUCCUGAUUCCUGAAAAUAUCGUAUGGUCCAAGUCAGGUUGGUAUAAACUGAUACAAUAUCGCCGUAUUUGUCAUGAACAAUAAGGUAAAAUCAAAGUGACAAAAGUUUUAAAUACAACACUAGCAUGCAGUGCUGUUUAUGGGUGACAUCGGUAAAUUCCUUCGUCUUCCUUUUCCAAAAAAGGAACACGUGUGUGCGCAGAUCAUAUGACAAAAUCAGGCCCUCAACAACUGGGUUCAGAGCCCUACACCCCUGCUUAAUCACUUCUUAAGUUCUAUUGCAAGACAGAAACCAGGGCUUGUCCUAGAGCGAAUUUGUCACGUUCUACAAUAGUAAAAGGUAGUUCUACGCAUGUAGCUCAAGGGAGACAACUCUGUCCGCGUAGCCUUAUGUUUCUCAGCAGCCCUCUUUCGGA
Liolophura sinensis is the source of this 3644-nucleotide messenger RNA. RefSeq lists its product as uncharacterized. Bases 670 to 2055 code for a protein of 461 amino acids. The record is from RefSeq and is a predicted model, not a curated record. Lineage: Eukaryota; Metazoa; Mollusca; Polyplacophora; Chitonida; Chitonidae. The transcript is spliced from 10 exons.